Molecule: messenger RNA, 682 nt
Organism: Dermatophagoides pteronyssinus (European house dust mite)
Lineage: Eukaryota; Metazoa; Arthropoda; Arachnida; Sarcoptiformes; Pyroglyphidae
Source: RefSeq, a predicted model, not a curated record
ACAAUGCUGGAUGUUAUCAGCAUAUCCGUUAUAAACGAUAUGAUCAAGUACCUGAACAUUGUCCGCUUGAGUAUAAGAAGGCCUACAACGAAUGUCAGAAAAAAUUGAUUGCAAAAUGGAAACUUCCUUCCACACAGCUGAAUACAGCAACAAGGCGAUUUUGUUGUUUUCAUUGGGAAAAUCUAGAAUGUCAACUUGAAAUAGCAAGAAAAUGUGACAAAUAUUGGGCUGACAAAUUGGACCAGGAUACUAUGAUGAAUGCGAUAUGUCAAAAAUAUAAUCGUAAUGAUUUUCAAAAAAAAUGUGUCGGUCCUAAUUCGUUGAAAUUUACUAAGGAGGAUAAAUUUUAUCAAGCUAACAUUCCAAAAAACAGAAAAGCCAAUACAAAACAGGAUCGGGUUAAGAGGAAUAUAAUAGACGAUGCAGAGAAUAAAAUAAAGGGUGUAGGUAAGGAGAAUAUGAUAUGUGGUGGGGCUGCUAUUGGAUCAGCUAUUGUUGGCCUGCUUUCAGCAUGCUUUUUGGCCCCAAGUACAAUGAAAAUUGGAAUCGUGACCAUUGCUUUCGCGGCUUGCACCUUCUUUACUGGUUGGUUAGUCAAGGAAUAUUUUUUUAAAUGAAGAUUCUACUUCGUUCAUAUAAGUUUGCGGAUGAAAAAAAAUGCAGAUGAUGAAUUGAUUGAAAA